AAACCAUACGAAACCCUAGUUCGCCCAUAUUUUGCUAUGAAGGAGAUGUUCAAGAAGCAGGCACGGGAUCGUAUUGAUGGAGGGUCUGAAGGAACUUCUGGAGGUUCUGUGAAGUACAAGGAACCUUCUUCUCCCAAGCUCCUUGUUCCUCCUCCUCCUCCUCCUCCUCCUCCGCAACAAUCUAGUUCCCUGCUUCCAUUUGCAUCAGGAACUGGUCUCAGAAAACAGAUUCAGACAGUUAAGAAGGGUACUCAAACUAAUAAGAAUACGGGAAAUAUCAGAAUUGGAAACAUCAGUUGCCAAUUUAACCCAGCUUCCAUGGCUGCUACGAAGCCCUUCUUUCUUGAGUUUCAGACUGUUCAGGAUGGUAUUCAAACCAAUGAAAACUCCGGUGAUAUCGAGAUAGGGAGUUGGGGUUGAUGCUAUG
Telopea speciosissima is the source of this 427-nucleotide messenger RNA. RefSeq lists its product as uncharacterized. NCBI's taxonomy places the organism in Eukaryota, Viridiplantae, Streptophyta, Magnoliopsida, Proteales, Proteaceae. The record is from RefSeq and is a predicted model, not a curated record. Bases 37 to 420 code for a protein of 127 amino acids. The transcript has 2 exons.